Molecule: messenger RNA, 3462 nt
Organism: Archocentrus centrarchus (flier cichlid)
Lineage: Eukaryota; Metazoa; Chordata; Actinopteri; Cichliformes; Cichlidae
Product: B-cell receptor CD22-like
Exons: 14
Coding region: 261-2924 (887 amino acids)
Source: RefSeq, a predicted model, not a curated record
CUCACUGUUUACGCCCUGCAUGGCAGACCGGCAUACCUAAUAAAGCGGCGAAGGAGCAUCACGGUAAUAGGACAGUUUCGGAGGACUGGGUGUGCGUUCAUGAAGCCUGUGGGGGUUUACAGGCUUCAUCUGGUCAUGCAUGUUAAGUAUGCAUAGAGGAAGGACAGACACAUCUACACUAGAUUUUCCAACCACAGAAGACGCUGCCUUCAAACAUCUUCAACAUCUGAAGAAAGUGUGACUUCCAUACAUUAUGUUACAUGUUAUGUGAUCUACGUGCUGAUGAGGUUCAAGAGAUGAGAGCAGCAAUGAGUUCAACUGCAGCAGCGAGUGGAGUCGUUCUCUUCCUUCUCUCUCUACCAGUGGUACAGGGUAGGAAUGGUUGGUCAGUGGAUUACACUUCUACUCAGAUCUGUGCUUUAAAAGGAUCAACAGUGACCAUAGGCUGCUCCUUCACAUUCCCAUACAGUGAAAAUGGUCGUACUACAACUGUAAACAAAAAAGUGUGGUUCGUUAAAGGGAAUGAUUAUGACCCUGAUGAUCUGAAAACAGACUCAGCGUAUGCAGGUCGACUGAUGUAUGAUUCUUAUUGGUGGAGCUGCACUCUGAAGAUCAGAGAGCUGAGAGAGAGCGACUCAGCUGUGUACAAGUUCAGGUUUGAAACAAACCAAGAAGGUGGAAGUUAUACUGGUUCACCUGGAGUCACUCUGACUGUCACAGCUCUUCAUGUGGACACUUCAUCAUAUUAUAACUGGGCAAAACUGACAUGUCAAAGCAGCUGUCGACUACCUAAUCGUCCCUCCUUCAUCUGGUACAAAAAUGGACAGAAAAUUUAUGGCCAAACCAACAUGUAUUUAUACCCAGAAAUACCAAAUCCUUCAGAUAGCUACUCCUGUGCUGCAAGUGGUCAUGAAGCUCUCCCGUCUCCUUCAGUGUGUGUCCAAGGUGAUUCAUGCAACAGAGUGAAUUACAGUAACAGAAACAUCUGUGCUUUCAAAGGCUCAUCAGUGGAUAUUUCCUGUACUUACAACAGUUAUCAACAAAUAGAAUCAAAAUCAUGGUUCUAUUCUGGUCGUGGAUCUGAGGAUCUUAGUAAAGUUUCCCAGCAUGAAGGUCGUGUUGAGGUCACUGACACAGAGAGAGGACGCUCCACUCUGAGAAUCAGAGACCUCAGAGAGAGCGAUUCAGCCGAGUAUCACUUCAAAUUCAAAACGCAAAGCUUUGAAUGGACGAGCAGUUUACCUGGAACAACUCUGACUGUCACAGAUGUUCAGGUCCAAGUCACUGGACGGCGUUUGGAUUGUGUCACCAGGUGUAAUCCUUACGUUUCAUCCUAUGUCUGGUACAUAGAUGGAAAACAAGUGGAUGGAGCCAGCUCUGCUUCUUAUGAAAUAUCAAACUCAUAUGACUAUAAAAACAGCUACUCAUGUGCUUUAAAAGGAUUUGAGGAUUUUCACUCUCCAUUAAUUUAUGCUCCAAAAGUUGUUUCAGCUGUGGCAAAUUACUCUGCUGAGAUGAUGGAGGGCAGCUCAGUGACUCUGACCUGUAGCAGUGAUGCUAACCCAGCAGCUAAUUACACCUGGUACAAAGAACAAACAGUGCUCAGCAGACAACAGCAGGUCUUCAUCAGGUCCAUGAACUCCUCUGACUCUGGAGAGUAUCACUGUACAGCUGAGAAUGAGCUGGGUAGGAGGACAUCUGAAUCCAUCUCUGUGGAUAUGAAAUAUGCUCCAAAAGUUGUUUCAGCUGUGGCAAAUUACUCUGCUGAGAUGAUGGAGGGCAGCUCAGUGACUCUGACCUGUAGCAGUGAUGCUAACCCAGCAGCUAAUUACACCUGGUACAAAGAACAAACAGUGGUCAGCAGACAACAGCAGGUCUUCAUCAGGUCCAUGAACUCCUCUGACUCUGGAGAGUAUCACUGUACAGCUGAGAAUGAGCUGGGUAGGAGGACAUCUGAAUCCAUCUCUGUGGAUGUGAAAUAUGCUCCAAAGCUUCCCUCUGUGUCAGUGAGUCCCUCUGCUGAGAUAGUGGAGGGCAGCUCAGUGACUCUGACCUGUAGCAGUGAUGCUAACCCAGAAGCUAAUUACACCUGGUACAAGGAGAACAAAUCACUGUUUCAUGGGUCAGUGGGAGAGCACAGUUUCUCCGUCCACUCUAAACACAGUGGGAACUACUUCUGCAAAGCUGAGAAUCAACAUGGACAGACAAACUCUUCAUCUUUGUUCAUAGAUGUCCAGUAUGCUCCAAAGCUUCCCUCUGUGUCAGUGAGUCCCUCUGCUGAGAUAGUGGAGGGCAGCUCAGUGACUCUGACCUGCAGCAGUGAUGCUAACCCAGCAGCUAAAUACACCUGGUACAAGGAGGAUGAAGACUCACCAAAAGCAUCAGGACAGAACUUCACCAUCACUGAUGUCAGACAUGAACACAGUGGGAGUUAUUACUGUGAAGCCAAGAACAGAAGAGGACGUCAGAACUCCACCUCUUGCCAGAUUAAUAUAGCAAGUUCAGUGAACUCAGCUGCAGUUGGAUCAAUCACUGUCCUCUUUUUGACUCUCCUAAUCCUCUCUGCAAUCAUAGUCAUUAGAAAAAGAAGGUCCUUAACACAGUUUUUCUCCAGAGAGAGGCCAAACAGCAAAGUACAGCAAAGUGUGUGUCCUAAAUAUGAGGACCCUUCAGCUGCAGCACAGAGUGCAGCAGCAGAGCAGCAGGAGGACCUUUGCUAUGCCAGUGUAAGUUUCUCAAAGAACCAAGACGAUCCCGUCUACUCCAACAUUAAGCCCACUAAACCCAGCAGGCAAAAAGAAGAGGACGAGGAAGAGGCCGAGUACACUCUUGUAAAGUUUAGCAAUGGAGCCCAAGGAUUAAGAGGUCAACAAGCUGUGGAAGAUUCAUGUGCACUGUACAGCACAGUCAACAAAAUCUGCUGAGUACAAGCAUGAACAUGAAUCUGUGGCCUUGCCCAGUGUACAUGGUGGAUGUAUUCAUAGAGUACAAAAAAAUGCAGCUCAGAAAAUAUUGAUGAAUCACUGAUUUGUAGGUGAAACAUUUGUGCACUUGGUUUAAGCACAGAUUUAUUUUUCCUGCUCAGAGAACUCACUGACAGACUGCAGUACCAUCACCAACCAGUGUCAUUCACUUUACCUGUCAGUGCUGUGGCUCAUCAGUAUAUGCAUAUUGUCAGUCUUACUUCAUUCAUCUUCUAAUUAGUUAAUUCCAAAGCAUUACAGCACCUUCAGCACUGAUAACUUAUUGUUCUGCUCAUCUCACAACUCUCAGAGCUUUUAUUUGUCCUUUAAGACUGUGAUUUGUUCACCAAUGCUUUCACCCUCUGCCAGUAAUCUGACUGGACUGUGAGAAAUCUUGGAGUCAUUUUUGAUCAGGAUAUGUCCUGCAGUGCACAUAUUAAGCAAAUAUGAAGGAAUGCUUUUUUGCAUUUGUGCAAUAUUUCUACAAUUAGAAACAUCC